AUGGCCACAGCCGAAGUUCGUAAUGGCUUCAAUACCAGAGCAGCGGCCCUACUCGCACCCGUCCCCCUCUCCGAGAAGACCGACCUCUCCGCAUCCCGCCCUCUCUCCAACGCCUCCGUAAUCUCCUCCGGUCCAACGGCGAACUCGGCGAACGAGAAGCAGUCCGACAGGUCUCCUCCGCGAGCGUCACCGAGCGCUUCGGCAACACGCACAAAGUCCUUUUCGCUAUCCUCCAAUACGAACACUCUGGCUUCAUCACCCUCGAAUGGCGCGGCGGAGAUCAAGCACGGCAGAGUGCGGACCAUACCACCAUGGGUCCAAUCCGUGCAAGAAGACGACGAUGACCUCGACCCUACCAAGCGACUCCUCCCUCCACGUAUACCCGCCUACGCCCAACCCGCCUCUCAUUAUUACAUGCCCGCACCGAAACCCAACGCCGUAGCUGGCCGGCACUACGACCACGUGCGAGAAAGCACGCCCGUAACCAUACGAGCGCCGAUAAGCGAGCGUGCGACCAAAUGGCAGCAGUUCGCCAGAUCCACAGCGUACGGGUGGCCAUCACUCGGGCCCGUCGAGAUAGUCGACGAGGAGUGGAUGCGCGAGAACCUGGGCGAUCUAGAAGCGCCCUGGCAAGCGGACGCCUCCAACAAAGACCCCGAGAAGGACCCCGGCUUCUGGCUCUUCAAGCCCGCGAAGCGGAAGGCGCGGUUCCAGCGCGCGCACCGCACCCUAAUGCGCAACCCUAUGAUUCCUCUCGUCUUCCGCAUGAUCGUCCUCGCGUUCUCCGCCCUCGCCCUCGGCCUCUCUAGCACCAUCUUCCACAAAGCGAACAUCAAUGGCUGCGCCCGGGGCGGUAGCACUUGGCUGGCCGUGAUUGUCGACGUCGUGGCUAUCGUCUACAUCUGUUAUAUCACCUACGAUGAAUACACAUCCAAGCCGCUAGGACUAAGGUCUCCGGGGGCUAAGAUGCGGCUCAUCUUCCUCGACCUGUUCUUUAUCGUCUUCGACAGCGCAAAUCUGAGCCUGGCGUUCGGCGCGCUCACGGAUGAGCAAUGGGCGUGUAGAGAUGGCAUUAUGGUUGACGAGGGCGUGCCGUAUAGCACGUGCCCGUUUAACAGUGAAAUUUGUACGAGACAAAAGGCGCUAACGGCUACACUACUGGUCGCGCUGGUCGCCUGGUUGGCCACGUUUGCUGUUAGUACGCUUAGACUUGUCGAGCGCGUAAGCGGCAGGUAG
This is a messenger RNA of Coniosporium apollinis CBS 100218, 1236 nucleotides long. RefSeq lists its product as uncharacterized. Gene Ontology annotation, biological process: positive regulation of catalytic activity. Lineage: Eukaryota; Fungi; Ascomycota; Dothideomycetes. Gene Ontology annotation, cellular component: fungal-type vacuole; cell periphery. The transcript has 3 exons. Bases 1 to 1236 code for a protein of 411 amino acids. The record is from RefSeq and is a predicted model, not a curated record.